GUGAUGUCCGACCUCCUCUGGCACCAAACAAAGAUCACCUAGCCACACCCACAGUGGGCUUUAUUUAGAGAUUUUGAAAAUGAAAAGAAAUUAUCAUGGAAGAUUUAUCCACUCCUGGUCACAGCUAUCGUAAUAGGUCUCCUACGACACAGGGUAUGAGCUCUCAGAGCAUGUCCAUAGUCCACACUCCAGAGCGGCACCCCUUAGAGGUCACAAACCUUCUACACUCGGCCAGUGUCUGCAUCACAGAGUUCCCAGAUGUCGUGAACCCGCAACCCUGGGAGACGGAGUUUGGAGAGUUGUCUCAAGGACUGGGUCAGGACUAUUUGUCCCCACGGAAACUGAUAAAGAUAACUGGAGAAAGAGACCUGAAGGGUGUGACCUACAUGGACCUGACAGUGAACAGUAGUGAAAAUAGUCUGGGAAACUUUGGUUGCCACGUUCCUAACUUGUCCCAGCUGCGACUCAGUGGCAGUGUGGUCCCGUGUGUUCGUGACUUGGGCACUAGUCUGGGCCACCUCACCGUACUCUGGAUGCCUCGCUGCAAACUGAGGGACCUUGACGGACUCCCGGCUCUGGCCAGUCUCAAAGAGCUCUACCUGGCCUUCAACGAGAUCAGUGAUGUGUGUCUCGUCUCAAUGCUCUCCUCGCUUGAGGUGCUCGAUGUUGAGAGCAAUGAGCUUGGUGACCUGGACCAGUUGGGUUACCUCUCCCUCUGCCCCGCCCUUUCUGUGCUCACUCUGGAGGGGAACCCCCUCUGCUCACUCCUCGCUCAACAGCAGAAAGGCACAGAGAAGGGAUAUCGUUCAGCCAUCUUUGAGUCCAUGCCUAACUUGAAAUCCCUGGAUGACAAGAAGCCAGUCUCAACGUCUGAAGAUGGUCUGUCUUCCCAUAGCUCUCUGUUUGUACUGAGUGAGGCUGGUAUGGAGCGGGACUGGCAGCUGGUGAACGAGGGGAUCAAGGGCGGGGCCGGGGUUGGGGAGCUCGAUGAGCUGACAGAGGACGUGGAUAGGGAGAGGACAGCUAGACCGACUACUGCUCCUCUCACACGAGGUAGACAGUCGACCACGCCCUCUCCCCCGGCCCUCCCCUCACAGGACGACAGUAGCGAGCUGACACACGGCUUGGUGCAAGUGAUCUGUGGUAACCCCGUGAGAGCCCUGAGACAACGCAAAAAACAGACCCUCUCCAGUCAAUCUACAGUCACUGACACAUUCUCACCCUCCCACGAGCAGCAGCUGUUGGCACGAGUCCACGGAUGGAGACUAGAUGCCAUCAGCGAAGACAACACAGGAAACAUUAUACAACCAGCUCAGCAACCCGAUCACUCUACCAUUUCCCCUAGACUACCCACCCCUCCCAAAGCCACACCCACCUCCCAUUCACUACCACCGCGCCCCCAAACAGUAGCUGAUUUCAGACAGCGCAGAUAUCGAAAAAGUUCUACUGAGCGAACAUUCUCUCAAGAGCCAAGAGCCAGCAAAGGACUCAAUCACAAAACCGCUGGUGACAAUGUGGACACUAUCUCUUAGCCUAUAAUUAUACACACGUGUUGUUUCUAUAUUUGUAAUGUACGUGUAUUUGUGUAUUUGUUUGUGAUGGUUGUAUUAUACAUGUAUAAAUUGACAAAUUUAUGGUA
Messenger RNA from Halichondria panicea, 1639 nucleotides. Its product is annotated as leucine-rich repeat-containing protein 56-like. The transcript has 8 exons. NCBI's taxonomy places the organism in Eukaryota, Metazoa, Porifera, Demospongiae, Suberitida, Halichondriidae. Bases 96 to 1532 code for a protein of 478 amino acids. The record is from RefSeq and is a predicted model, not a curated record. Gene Ontology annotation, molecular function: protein binding.